AUGAACAUGGUAAGGAUAAGACACAUAAUGCAAAUGCGACGUGCUUGCAAAGCGCCGCCACUGUUGCCGCCCAAACUGCGCAAGUCGUAGAAAGUCGGAACAAAAAGUUCCAAAUUUAACUUGAUUCAGAGACAACUCUGAAGGCUCCGAUCGUAGAGGCGGCAGGGACAUUAUUGACGUCCAUUUUCGCAUCAGGUGAAAAAUUCUUUCAAAUAUUCAGUUUUUCUUAAUUUGCUUUUCUUUCGAUUUUCUGCAAUAACUCAAUCUUAUCAGGAAUGUUUUUUCGGGAAAUCCGAGCAGUUCUGUGUUUUUUCUCAAUGUCUAUGAAAGCGAGCGCGGCAAUGAAGUCACAUGGAACCUGGUAAGGAGCGAUCUUAAGAUCUAAACUAUGAAAAAAUAUUACAUUUUCAAGUUUUAACUGAAACUUAUUCUGAUACGAGAAUGAAAAGAAAGGAAAACAUUUUCAGUUUCCAGGAUGCAUGACUGCUGAUUUUUCAGUUUUUCCCAACGACAAACGCAAAAUGAAAAUUUAAAAUGUUUCUAAUAUUUUUUUCUUACUGCAUUUCAAAUGACAAAUGCAGCAUUUGUCUCUCGACAUGAAACGCCUGAAGUUGGAAAGACGAUGACUUUUAAAAAGCAUUGUCGUUCCAACACUUUAUCUCGAAAGCUUCCUAUCAUAAAAUUUUCUAGGUCACAUCAACCGAAAAGCUUGACAAGGAACAGGAUUAUGAGCUGGAGAACAUUCUCAGCCUCGAGUAUUACUUUGAGAGAGCUCAACCGCUACGAGUCGAUUUGUUUGAGAGAUGUUCUUUCAGACAGAAACUUCAUUUUCAGAGUUGACGAGAGCGCAACAGGAGUUAUAAUUGGUGGAACGACGUUUCUCAUCUCCCAGGCUCUGCUCUCUGAAUUCUCAACUCAUCUCUUGUAAGUCAUUUUCGGGGUAACAAAUUUAGGGAAAAAGGUUUCCUUUUCCUUUUUGAACUUCUAGAGAAUAAUAAAUGCAUUUGGAUAACUAUGGGAAAGGAAAUUUGCAGAAACGAAAAAGGAGAGGUCGUAGGUCUCUUCGACGUUUGGACGACAGUGAGGGAAAAGCCGCAACCGGUGGUCCUUCAGUUGGAAGCGCGCAAUAUUUCUGGGAGACUUCUCACUUCAACUUCUACUGUGAGUUGGAAUAAUUUUUAAGAAGACAUAUAGUGUUUCUGAUCCAGGUCUACUUGGAAGUUUACCAAGGCGACAGAAAUGAAAAACGACUUCUGCAUCGAAGCGAAGGAGUUAAGACUUCGCGGUUGCUCUGGCGGCCAUUCACCUUACAGUGUGUGGCAUCUAACGAAGACAGGUUUUUUUUCAUCCUGGAACUUCUCAAACUAUUGAAAAUCAAAUAGGGAUCACAACGAGAUUUUUAUUAAACUUUGAAAAAGUUUGAAUUUAAUAUUUCACGGUCCUAAUAUUUAAAAUGUCAUUUAAGAUAUUUUUCGAGAAAAAAAGGUCCUUAUUUCCCAAAUCCACCAGAAAAGGCAGAAAAAGCAAUGAGAAAGCCGUUUUCCCUUCGUUACUGAUAUGCAAAAAGUCCAGGAAAAUAGAAAUCGUGUGUACUCAAGAGGACGAUCGAACUGGAUUAAUUGGAAGCUGUUUCUGUAACAUCGACGACGUCAAGCCUCAGGAUUCGUUGCAGGUGAAUCUCCGCGCAAACCUUCUGGAAACUCAUUACAGCUUUACAACGAAUCGUACAAGCAAGGGAAGAAGUCGUGCGGAGAAUUACGAUUCGUGCGUUGCUCUCAGCUGCGCGUCUUCUCUUUCUCCGACUACAUCAAGUUUGGCGCGACGUUGCGCUUUGGCUUCGCUGUCGACUUUUCGUCAAAAGAAACGGCGUCUCGUCACGAAUACUUACAGUACGCAAACGACGUUGAAUUUGUCGUGCGGGCUCUUAGUGGAGCUGUUGUUCCUUACAAUGGGUAAGGCUUUUUUUAACCUCUGUUUUGAACUCUCUUUGAAAGCUUUUUGGUUAAACUUGAACUAAACUUUUAGUUCAAAUCCGCUGUUGGCGUAUGGAUUCGGUGCCAAAAUCCCGCCGUUUUACCGCGAAUCAAACAACUUUUGCCUGGUUAUUUUUAUUUUUUGCGAUUUUCAUUCAUCUGAGUGGAUCUUGAGAGCUUGGAAGUCGACGCUUCUUGUUCGAAUGCGACACAACUCGUCGGAUUCUUCUCAGACGCUUAUCGGGUCGUCCAGCCCCUGCCCUCGGCUCACUUUUCUCACAUAAUUUACCACACGGCUAGGUACUUUCUUUUUUGGACCUCUAAUUGAGAACGAAGCUCGAAGUGCAAUUUUCCAAUUUUGUUCUAGUCUUUGUUUAGAGGAUAUCAAUGUAGUUAUACUGAAAAGUAAACUUCAAAAAGAGGUCUCCUUUGAAAGAUAAGCCGUCUGGUACAAAAAUUUGAACAUAAGUUCACCCAGAUAAUAACUUACUAAAAAACGUUUUUUUUUAAAUAGAUCAUUUUUCGAGUAAUGAAGCUUUAAAGUUUGCGAAAUACGCAAACUGUGAUCAAAAGUUCAACCGGAUAUAAAAAACGUUUCCUAGUAAGUUGAUUGGUUUAAAAACUUUCCACUAUUAUAUAAAAUGUUUGAGGAACGCGCAAAACUUACCAAGUCAAGGCCUAUCAACAGCUCCCUACCUUGUUAUGUUCGUCAUAACUAGAGGAGCUAUAGACGACCUCAAAGAAACAGUUCAAGCCGCCAUUUUCGCCUCCAAAGCCCCCAUGUCCGUAGUUUUUGUCGGUGAGUCUUCUGACGUUUUCUGCUAGACGUUCCAAGCCAUAAUUCUCAAAUCAAAUCGAAUAAAAUUGUUUCCAGGUGUCGGUUGCGAGGGACUCGACGAUAUAGAACGGAUCGGCAGCGCCGGCAAAAGACUUGAGUACCAGGGAAGAAAAAUUGAGCGCGAGAGCCUCCAUUUCGUUAAUGUCACCAAAACACGGCUGGAGAACGAGGAUCCAGCAGAGGCGGCCAAUGUCUUUGUCGAAAAAGCAUUGUAUCAGGUAGCCUUCCUGUAGUUUCCACGAGGAAGAGAGAGCUCUGCAGAUUCCCAGACAAAUGUGUUCCUUCAUGAUGCAAAGUAAUGUUCUGCCAGUGAAGACAGGCGAAGAUGGACCAGAUGUCAGCUUUUCGAUAGCUUUCUUAAGCUCAAAAAGGAGUUACAGACUUCUCAAAGACCGUCUUCGUCAGCUAGUCGCCACAGUCUCAAAGAUUUCGACACUUUCCGUCGUUUUGACGGCGCUAGCAGAAGGGAAAACAGUUUUUCACAGGAGCUGCUCCCAUCGCCUGAAGAAAGCUUCUCGACAAGUUCGCCAAGGAAUCGGACAGCUCUUCUUGGAUCGAAUUGGAAUCCGGAGUGAGUAGCAUUAUAUUCAAGUUAAUUCUCUAACCUGAUCAAAGACCAAACAUUUUUGUUACAGAUUUUUUGAAUGGUUUGAAAUUUAAUAAAACAUUUUUGAACAGAAUUUUCAAAUUUUUGCACGAACCUCCUCAUUUUGCGCUUUGAGAGAAUCUUUCCUUCAGGGGCUCCAGACGUACUCCAAUGGACUUGAGGUCGCUGUCGAUCAGCGAAACCGGUCCACAGACCCGCAGAUAUUCCUGAAGGACCUGCCAGACGUGUCCCACCGUGCCUUUUCCGAGUGGCGUCAACUCCUGAAAAUGGAAAAUCUUUUUCCUUCUAAUAUUGUUAUCAAUUUUGAAAAAGACUUCUCAAAUGUCAUUAUCUCUAAAAAAACUAGUUGAAUGAAUUAUUUUUUUCUCGAUUGAAUUUUUGAUUGCGCUUUUUGGUCCAAUUGAAGUAUAUUUUGACAACUUCAACAAUCGUGGCUUGUAAAAGUGGUGAGCCUCUUUCUAUAAUAACUUUGAAUUAAAAAAAUUCAAAAUUUUUUUGAGAGUUGAGCUUUUUGAACUGCAUUUCUCUUGAAGCACCAAAAGCCUUUUAGAACCUUCGAUAGCGGUCCUCAGUGAGGCCAUGUACUGCAGAACUGCGGCGACCAGACUUGGUACAGUGCAGUGCGCCGACCACGCUGCCGCAAUGUUUCCAAUCAACUCAAGUCUAGAUCGAUAGUUCCAUUCUGCCCGUUUUUUUUCUCCGGUCCCGAUUACACCAGCAGUUCGCGUCACAUUUGUCUCUGAUUUUCCUUGAUCAUGCUGUUUUCAUUUCGUCCACUGAUACGACAAAACUGUGAAAGAAAACUCCUAAAAUUAUUUGAAAAAUUCCAAGUUUUCCUAUUAUUUUAUCGAGUUCAAGCCUACAAAAAUAAAACAUUGAUAGGUUAUGAACUGGCAGUUAAAAUAAUAACUAAAUUUUAAAAAAGUAUUUGCUCAAAGAUAUUUGAUCAGUCAAAAAUUGGUUUGGGUUUUUAUGCUCAUUCGUGUGUCAAACAGUAUUGUAUUUCAAAUUGCGAAAAAUUCCACAUUUCUCGAAGUUUCCUAUUGAAAAAUCUGGAAUACAACGCAAAUUGGAAAAAAUUGCAAUUUCUUUUGUUGGAACUACUAAGAAAAGUGUGAAGCAAUGUUAUCGAUAUGACUUCAUUUUGAAAAAAAAAAUGAUAAUAAUUUGUUGAAUCUAACUUGUUAACAGGGGAAAAGUAACAGCGCUUAAUCAUGGCUAUAAAAGAAAGUCGUACAAAAGCCUUGAUGUCGGAAAUAUCUUCCAAAAGAGAAGAUGAAAGUUAACUGUUGGUAGUCAUGUGACGCUGGGCCAGUCUUCUUCCAUCGCAGAAUCGGAAAUCAAUUCCAUUGUUCGCCCCGUAAUCGUUGAUCGUCCUUGUUGACUUUUCUCUUUGAUUUCAUGCCUGUGUCAUCGCUAAAUACCCAAAACACACCUUUUUCCAUUCUCCCAACUUCUUUUUGUCCAUUUAGAGAAGCUGAUUCCAGGGAACAAUUUAUAUAACUCGUUUUUUAUUUUUCUUUAUUUUCCAUCUGAAAAGUUUCGUGGAAAAUAAUGAAUUGAGAGGUCGACCUCUUCGCGAUUUCCUGGUCAAAAAAAGAAUUAUCGAUUGCUACAGUCCGCCUAUGGAAACUCGUCAAACGGUUGUCAUAGGUUUCCAAACUUUUAUUUAAGAAAAACUUGAGAUUUUCAGAUUCUGAUAGCGAAAAUGAAGAAAACGGAGCCAGCACAGCAAAUGACAACGAUGUUUGUCGGGUAAGUAACUUAGUUCUUACUUACAAAAAAACGAGUUUUUUUCUCAAAAAGUUUUUGUUUAAAAAAACUGUUCUGAAAAACAUUUUUAAACAGCUCGCCUCUUUUAUCUCUGAACCUCCGUUUCCAAAUUUUGAACGCUGAGUUCACGUGAUAUGAAAUGAUUCGUUUAAUCAGACAGUAAAUCUCCCGAAAUUCGGGACUAACAGACGGCCUCUUCGCCUGACGUUUCCGGCUAACAAACUUUUUUUCAAAGCAAAAAAACUUCCAGGUUUGCGGAGGAGCAAACGCAGCGAUGCACUACGGCGCCCUGAGUUGCGUCGGCUGCAAAGGAUUCUUCAGAAGAGCUCUAAUGAAGGCUGACCAGCUCGAGUGCAACGCCAAAGGCGCCUGUCUUGUCAGCAAAAACCGUAGGUCCACCGAAACCUCAACCAGAUCCUCGAUGUUCAGAAAGAACUCAGUGCCGAAGUUGUCGUUUUAACAAGUGCCUUCGCGAGGGAAUGAAGCCUGCGUGUGAGCUUUCUAGAAAUUAUAAAGUGUGAAUCUGCCCAUAAAAUGCUUGAAUUGGUCACAUAUACUCAAAUCGAGAAUUCAGAUGUCCGCCCAAACAGAGAUUUGCCUCCACGGCCACGAAAGAACGCCUCUCCUGUAGAGGCAUUUACGUGUGAAGUUAAAAAAGACCGGCGAGAUGAGUGGAUCAAAAAAAUGACGGUCGAGAUGCGAACUGUGCUCAUGACUCUUCUUAAUAUCGAAGCAAAAGUGUUCAAGGUAAGCGGCUGAACUUGACCAGCAUUUACGAAGUGAAGGGAGACACGAGUAUGGAUGCGUCGCAAAUCUAUCCUCUCAAAAGCCUGCAAACGCUUAGAGAAAUUGUCGAAAAUCCCUCAACGCUCAGAGGAAAACGAUCUGAAGUUUGUCUUCGAUGAAACUAGAUAAAACACUGAAGUUUUCAGAUGAGGUACGAGCCCUACCGAAUGGCUAAGAAUGAGGAACUUUCUUCUAUUGCAUACCGUCGCCUAAUCGCCGCCGUAGAUUGGAUCGAAAAUCUUGCGCCUUUACUCGGUCACUUGUCUGUCGAAGACAAGGUUUAUUUUAUUUUUAGAAAAAUUUUCAAGAAAACCCAGUUCAGCUGGCUUUGAUAAAAAACGCCUUCGCUCCACUGAUGGUCUUCAAUUUCGCGGCUCGUACGGCAAUCAUCAGCCAGGACAAAGACGUUCUUUGCCUUUGCAACUUUUCCUAUGUUCCUCGGAACAUGUCAAAGCUCUAUCCAGACGCCUAGUGAGUCUGAGCAGAAGUCCUUUUCUGGCUUUGACGGCUGAAACCGACAGAAAUUUAGCCAUCUUGGGAAUGGUCUUGUCAAUCGCGCACUCGACGAACUAGUGGCUCCGUUUCGCGAGUACAAAAUGAAAGAAGAGGAAAUCGUUUGCGUAAACGCUUUGAUUUGCCUCAAUCCUUGUGCGUUUUUUUUAAUUGUUUCGAUAUUUGAUUUGCGUUCAGUAGCCAGAGAUCUCUCUCCAGGAGUUUUUGAGAAAGUUUUGGAACUGCGCAACCGGGUCCAAGAUUGCCUUUAUUCGAUAAUGAAAGAAGUACGCAUGAGUCCCCAUCCGAGUGUCUGCUUUGGACACAUCCUUCUCUCUCUUCCUACUGUCACGGUAAACCUUCAAAACUGAGAAAUUACCGUUAUUUCUGGUGCAGCUUCUUGCCAAUGCCAUGUGCGAGAACCUCCAGUUUUCGCAAACUUUUUCAUCGCAAGGAAGCAUUCCUCUCCUCACGGAUAUGUUCGGGUAAACCUUUUAUUUCCUAUCUUCAUGAGUUUUGACUUUCCUCGUUAUUAUACCUCAAAACGUUUAUUUUUAUGAAACAGGUUCACAACUUCGUUUAAACACUUCACAUUGAAAAAUCGAAUUCGCAAUCUAAUGGAUUCAGGUGCUUUGUCGUGGAGCCUUUUGACUAUGGCACAGCUUCUGGCAUGGAGCAACUAACGUUGGAAGCCUCGACGAACGUCAAACACGUCGGUACUCAAACUGAACGACUUCCGCAGGCUCAGAAACGCCGUGCUGACAUCAGCGCCGUCGAAGAAGAGCCCCCCGUGCGGCAGCAUUUCCGCCUUCUUCACGCGCCUACAAAUUUCACGAUCACUGAAAUUCUUGACGAUCUCAAGGUGCUCCAUCAUCUUUUUUUCUGAAAAAGCUCUUUUGAGCUUGCAGAACGGAAUCGAAUGCUUCGAAACACCUGUCUAUCAAACAAUGGAAACAGCUUCGACGUCCUCCAAUGCGACGCCGCCAUCCUCUUCUGCCAACAACGACAAGCACCACCAUCCAACAUCGUUUCAGCCCAACACUUCACAAAACUUCUGUUUUCCGCAGCAGCAUGCUCAAAGUUAUAGCAUCUCAUCUGGCUACCAUGAUUACUCCCUUCAGCCUGGGUAUCCGUACUAUCAACCACCAUUCCAAGACACUUACCUUGCCGUAAGUCUUUUUUUUUUUGAAUUUUGUAAAAAUAUUCAAAUCUUUUAUAAAAACGCUGAACUCAAAAACAAAACUAUUCUCGUAAUUUCACACGCGCUCCGUAAAAAACUUUGGCUUGUCAGUGCUAUUUAUUUAGUGUGAAAUAUAUUCGUGUAAAAAAGAUAAGAAACUUCGGUGCAAAAAAUUACGCUUUCGCUGGAGAUUGCAAUGCGGUAUUGAAAAAAAAGUUCUAAUACUCAAAACUGGAUAACCGAAAAUUGGAGAGAAAAAAUGAUAAGUCUCAGCCGCUACCGAUGGCGCACGACUCCGUGUACGCCAAUUACCAGCCAUACUACAACGCGGACCCUUACGACGGAUAUCCUUGA
Molecule: messenger RNA, 8003 nt
Organism: Caenorhabditis auriculariae
Lineage: Eukaryota; Metazoa; Nematoda; Chromadorea; Rhabditida; Rhabditidae
Source: the annotation of a GenBank genome assembly